Messenger RNA from Anoplophora glabripennis (Asian longhorned beetle), 888 nucleotides. RefSeq lists its product as uncharacterized. Gene Ontology annotation, biological process: sensory perception of smell; detection of chemical stimulus involved in sensory perception of smell. NCBI's taxonomy places the organism in Eukaryota, Metazoa, Arthropoda, Insecta, Coleoptera, Cerambycidae. The transcript is spliced from 4 exons. Gene Ontology annotation, cellular component: plasma membrane. The record is from RefSeq and is a predicted model, not a curated record. Gene Ontology annotation, molecular function: olfactory receptor activity; odorant binding. Bases 137 to 799 code for a protein of 220 amino acids.
AUGUACACUGGUUUUUGUCAAAAGAAACAAUAUCCGCGAUUUGCUCGAUAGAAUUGAUAAAUUUUGGAAAAUCGAAGACGUCCAAGACGAAGCUGAGAGAAAAGAGCAUGAGAAGUACCUAAAGUUCAUAAAAACUAUGUCCUUCUUGUACAACUUUUUGUGUAUCUGUACUACCCUAACUUUCUCGUGUAAACCUCUGUCCGGCGAAUUGUCUUUUAACACGUACAGACCAGAACGGAUUCCAUUUCAUCUCCUACAAGUUUAUGAGAGUAUAGCGUUUGUAGUUGGCAUUUAUCUUCCUCUUACUGGAUUGGAUAUAUUCGUACUGACGUUGCUGCUGCUGACCAAGAUGCAGUUUAAAUUACUAAAUCAAGAAAUGGAAAGGCUGUUCAACGAGAUGGCAAGUUCGGAUGGAAAAUCGAAACAUUUCGAUAAGAAAAUUAAAAAACUUGUCGAGUACCACGACUUCCUUUUGGAGCCCACUCUAAUAGGAUUAAUUGAACCUAUAGCACGUCUGAUCACUGGACUAACUCAAUUUACUUUCUGUUAUUGCUUACCUGCACAAGCUGUAACUGAUGAGGCGGAUCGUACAACGGAAUACGCUUAUUUCAAUAAAUGGUACGAUAAUCCAUCUUCAGCAAAAGCAGCUCAGUUGAUGAUACUCGGAAGAAGUCAGAGGAAAACACAUAUUUUAGCUGGUGGUAUUGUCAAUAUUGAUUUGGAUAACUGUCUGAAAACCAUCAAAACAAUGGUGUCUUAUGCUAUGUUCAUACGGACUAUGGGAAUUGGGCAAGAUUAGACACGUUGAUGUUUAAUUGUGGCAUGUUAGUAUUUAUUAGAUCGAUUCACUUCACUUAUUGUUAGUAUAGUCACAUAAAAUGUGUAAAA